AUGGCAUCUGGGAAAGCAGACAUUGCAUUGGCAGAGAGGUCGCCGGAACCUCCGCCGCUUGGGGAUGACAAGCAUCCCGGCCUGGUUGUCGACCUGGUCCACGCUAGUGAAGCCGAAUAUACACCGGACCAGUACCGCCGGCUCGUGCGCAAGGUGGACUGGAUCAUCCUCCCGUUGAUGUGGAUUAUCUCUGGCACGCAGUACGCUGACAAGGCAUCAAUCUCGACCCAGGCCACAUUUGGCCUCGAGCAAGACACCCAUCUGGUGGGUCAACAAUACUCCUGGCUGACCUCGAUCUUCUACUUGGCUUUCCUGGUCAGCGAGGCCCCCGGUAAUUAUAUAUUGCAGCGUGUCAGUGUUGGCCCGACCGUGGCCGUGUCUAUGUUCCUGUGGGGCGUCAUCGUGUUGUGCAUCGCCUUCGCCACCAACUUUGCGGGUCUAGCAGUGUUGCGAUUCCUUGAAGGUGUCACUGAAUGCACCACCUACCCAGCCCUUCUGCUGAUCACAGCCACAUGGUAUACCAAGGAAGAACAUGCAAUGCGCUCCGUCAUCUGGGGUAGCGCUAACGCUGGGAUGGACGUAUUGACUAGCUUGGUUAACUACGGUAUUGGCCGCCGCGCUGAGACACAUCCAAAUGGAAUGGCUCCCUGGAAGGGCAUCUCCUUCUUUCUAGGGGCGUUGACCAUUGUACUUAGCGGCAUCGCCUAUCUUCUCCUAGGUACACCACGCGAGGUACGCUGGCUGUCCCCUGAGGAAAAGCGCAUGGCUGCGGCGCGGGUGGUGGCCAGUCAGACUGGCUCAGAUGCCCAGAAGCGCACUCUGGAUUGGAAGCAGGUGGCCAUCACGUUCCGCGACCCUCAGACCUACUUCUUCUUCUUCCUCGUCAUUGUCAAUUCCAUUCCCAAUGGAGGCACAACCGCUUUCGGAAACCUCGUGUAUGUCUCCUUUGGUUUUACGGCCCUGGAGACCAUCGUCAAGGGUAAGAUUCCACAACAGCUGCUAUCGAUCGCGUGGUUUUUGAUCGCUGGUUAUUUAACAUUGAAAAAACCGGAUAUCCGCUUCUAUAUCAUGAUUGCUUCCGUGAUUCCUGCCUUCUGCGGUAUGCUCGCACUGGCUCUGCUUCCUCACUCCUCGGGCCUGCUGUGGGCGCGCUGGGGCGUGUACUUCAUGACCAGUGUGGGCAAUCUGGCCGGUCCUUUGAUAUGGACUCUCUUGCCAUCCAACGUGGCAGGGCGGACGAAGAAGUCGGUUACAGGCACUGUGCUAUUCAUUGCCUACUGUGUAGGAAAUUGCGUCGGCGCCCAGGUCUUCCGAGCUAAGGAUGCGCCACGAUACAUUCCCGCGAUCGUAGUAUGCUCUACUAUGUACGGCCUGGAGAUAAUUUUGAUGAUCGCGUGGCGCACCUACUAUGUUUGGCAGAAUAAACGUCGCGCUUCACUGAUUGCCGCCAUGGCCAUGACUGUCCAGGAGUCAGCGCAUCAGGGCCGCCUAAAUGCAGAGUCAGACAUGACAGACUACGAGAACAUUCACUUUGUUUACAGUCUGUAGUGGGCGAAUUUGUGUGUUUACCAUUCGAG
Aspergillus vadensis CBS 113365 is the source of this 1577-nucleotide messenger RNA. RefSeq names its product major facilitator superfamily transporter. NCBI's taxonomy places the organism in Eukaryota, Fungi, Ascomycota, Eurotiomycetes, Eurotiales, Aspergillaceae. The coding region runs from base 1 to 1548 and encodes 515 amino acids. Gene Ontology annotation, molecular function: transmembrane transporter activity. Gene Ontology annotation, cellular component: membrane. Gene Ontology annotation, biological process: transmembrane transport. The transcript is spliced from 4 exons. The record is from RefSeq and is a predicted model, not a curated record.